AUGGAAUACACCGCGCCCUUUGUCGUACCAGGCUACGAGCCUUCACCCACGGGCGAACCCAAGACGCCGGAGGAGAGGCAACAGAUCCUGUUCCAGAUGAAGCAGAUGCGAUGGGUCCAGGCUGGGAUCGAGUCUCCGAUCGCCAAGGCGGGGAUCAGUGGUGCAAUGGGUGCGUGCUCGGAAUCUGACCUGAUGCUGAUACCGUAGGGAACAUUGACUUGUACUGACUCCUGCGUUUCCACUGGCUCUCAGGCUUCGGUAUCGGCGCCUUCUUCUCGCUGAUGGGCUCGUCGUUCACGCUCGAAGACCCGUUCCGAGCCGCGCAAUACGACGGCAUGAAGACCUCCGAAAAGGCCAAGAUCAUAUUCAAGGACAUGGGGAAGGGGAUGUGGAGGCAAGGGAAAGGGUUCGGUAUGGUCGGUGCUCUGUACGCAGGGACGGAGUGUGUCGUCGAAGGAGUGAGUCGGUCCUUGGAUUCUCGCGAAUGAACACCAAUUAGGGCAAGCGUUCGAGCUGACGUCGGAUGUGAUUCUUCCAGUACCGAGCAAAGAACGAUAUUUACAACGCCUUGUACGCCGGAGCCAUCUCGGGUGCCGUCUUGGGCCGGAAUUCGGGGCCGAGGGCUAUGGUCUUGGGCGGUAAGGUGUCCACAGAAUUUUGCAGUUCCCUGCCGACCUCGUAUACUAAUAACAUCUUCCCCGCGAUUACGAUCAGGUCUGGGUUUUGCCGCCUUCUCUGGCAUCAUCGAUCUUUACAUUCGGAAGGAGGUCGUCGAUGAAGAUGUGAGUCUCGCUUCUUCAGGACAUGCGUUGUAAACCCAAACUGAAACCAUUAACCGUUUUCUUUCUCCAGGCAUGA
Molecule: messenger RNA, 858 nt
Organism: Microbotryum saponariae
Lineage: Eukaryota; Fungi; Basidiomycota; Microbotryomycetes; Microbotryales; Microbotryaceae
Source: the annotation of a GenBank genome assembly